AUAAAAAGACAAACAGUCCAAGAAUGAUCAUGUGAAACUGAUGUUUGGCAAAGCCAAUAGAAUUGAGAUCAUAACCUCCCCUCUGAAAGCAGUCUUCACAGAAACAUUUCAUAGUAGUCAAGUAGUUAGAGCAAAUUCUAGAAAUGUGGUAGAGACUAGGGGAAAAAAAGCUGAAUUAUCUUUUUACAAGGAGACCAGUGGAUAAUCUGUACUUCUAGACGCUUUUCUUAAAGUUUCCAAAUGACAGCCCCACACCCUCGUCUCAUGUUCUUUGCUAAAUCCGUGCUUUGCUGCUCCUACAAGAGGGACGGGAUGUCCACAACUGGACUUCUGCUCUGGUUGCUGAGGGCAAAAUGAGUAAGAGAGAGAUCAGUGUGUGUCAACAAACUUGGGCCUUACUAUGCAAGAACUUCCUUAAAAAAUGGAGAAUGAAGAGAGAGUCCUUAAUGGAAUGGAUUACCUCAUUAUUCCUUCUACUUUGUGUCUACCUAUAUCCUCAUGACCAUGAAGUUGUUGAUUUGUCUUCACUGCCAACCAAGGACCUGGGACGGGUAGAUUCAUUUAAUGAUUCCACAUUUUCUAUUACAUAUACACCUGUCACCAAAACAACACAACAGAUAAUGAAAAAAGUAGCCUCUGCUUCCUUCCUGUCAGAUGAAAAAGUCUUGGGUAUGCCUGAUGAGGCAGUUACUGGAGAAUUAGCAGGAAGUUAUCCUGAGGAAGUGGUAAGAGUCAUCUUCACUGAUACAUAUUCGUAUCAUUUGAAGUUCUUAAUGGGCCAUAAAAUCCCAUCAAGGAAGGAGCACAGAGCCCACACAGGUCAUUGUUACCAAGCAGGCGAAGAUGCUGACUGUGAAGUUUCGUUAUUCUGGGAGAGAGGUUUUGUGGCUCUUCAAGCUGCCAUCAAUGCUGCCAUUAUAGAAGUCACAACAAACCAUUCAGUGAUGGAGCAACUGAUGUCAGUUACUGGAAAAUAUAUGAAGAUACCUCCCUUCGUAAGUCAAGCAGGAGUGGCCAUGGAUUUGCUCCUUUUCCUCUGCGUCAUUUCCUUUUCCCCCUUCACUUACUACGCAUCUAUUAAUGUCGCAAGGGAGAGGAAGAAGAUGAAGGGCUUCAUGGCGAUGAUGGGUCUUCGAGAUUCAGCAUUCUGGCUUUCCUGGGGAUUGCUGUACGCUGGUUUCAUCUUCAUCAUGGCCCUUUUCUUGGCACUUAUUGUGAAAUCUACCCAGUUCAUCAUUCUGACUGGCUUCAUGGCGGUCUUCACCCUCUUUCUCCUCUACGGGUUGUCUUUGAUAGCUUUGGUUUUCUUAAUGAGCGUCUUGGUCAAGAAAUCUUUCCUCACCGGCCUGGUGGUCUUCCUUCUCUCUGUCUUUUGGGGAAGUCUGGGAUUCACGGCAUUGUACAGAUACCUUCCUGCAUCCUUGGAGUGGAUCUUCAGUUUACUUAGCCCUUUUGCCUUCAUGCUUGGAAUAACCCAGUGCUUACGUUCGGACUAUGAUUUGAAUUCUAACGCACCUCCUCAUCCAUCGGAUGGCUCCAGUCUCCUCAUCCUGAUAAAUUUCAUGCUGGUAUUUGAUACUUUCCUCUAUCUGGUGUUGGCGAUUUACUUUGAAAAAAUUUUGCCAAAUGAAUACGGACAUCAGUAUUCACCCCUGUUUUUCCUGAAGUGCUCAUUUUGGUCACAGCAGCAGAAGGCUGAACAACACAUGGCCCUUGAAGAUGAAAUAGAUUUUGAUCUUUCAUCCAGUGACUCUUUCGAACCAGUGUCUCCAGAAUUCCAUGGAAAAGAAGCCAUCAGAAUCAGAAAUGUUACAAAAGAAUAUAAAGGAAAUCCUGAAAAAAUAGAAGCUUUGAAAGAUCUGGUCUUUGACAUAUAUGAAGGCCAAAUCACUGCAGUACUUGGUCACAGUGGAGCCGGAAAGUCAACACUGCUAAACAUUCUUAGUGGCUUAGCUGUUCCCACCAAAGGUUCAGUUGCCAUCUACAAUAAUCAACUUUCAGAAAUGGCUCACCUAGAAAAUAUUAUCAAGCUCACUGGAGUUUGUCCACAAGCCAAUGUACAAUUUAAUUUUCUCACCGUCAAAGAAAACCUCAAGCUCUUUGCUAAAAUAAAAGGGAUUCUGCCACAAGAAGUGGAUAGAGAGAUACAAAGAGUUUUGCUGGAAUUAGAAAUGAAAAACAUCCAGGAUGUCCUCACUCAAAACUUAAGUGGUGGACAGAAGAGAAAACUUACCUUUGGCAUUGCCCUUUUAGGAGACCCCCAGAUUUUCCUAUUGGAUGAACCAACCGCUGGCUUGGAUCCCUUUUCAAGACACCGAGUGUGGAGCCUUCUCAAGGAACGCAAAAAAGACCGUGUGGUCCUCUUCAGCACCCAGUUCAUGGAUGAGGCUGACAUCCUGGCCGAUAGGAAAGUGUUUCUCUCCAAAGGGAAGCUGAAGUGCGCUGGUUCUUCUUUGUUUCUAAAAAAAAAAUGGGGGAUUGGCUAUCACUUAAGUUUGCAGUUAAAUGAAAUAUGUCUACAGGAAAACAUAACAUCACUUGUUAAACAGCACAUCCCUGAUGCCAAAUUAUCGGCCUCAAGUGAAGGAAAACUUGUCUAUACGUUACCCUUAGAAAGAACAAACAAAUUUCCAGAGCUUUACAAGGAUCUUGAUAGCUGCCCUGGCCUGGGAAUUGAGAAUUAUGGUGUUUCCAUGACAACGUUGAAUGAGGUUUUUCUGAAACUAGAAGGAAAAUCAGCAAUUGAUGAAUCAGAAAUUGCUAUGUUGGGAGAAGUACGUGUGGAGAGUGCUGGGGACACAGGAAGGCUUGUUGAGAUGGAACAAGUUAUCUCUUCACUUAAGGAGAUAAAAGAGACAAUAAGAGGCAUGGCUCUGUGGCGACAGCAAGUCUGUGCCAUUGCGAGGGUUCGAUUAUUAAAGUUGAAGCAUGAAAGAAAAGCUAUUUUAUCACUGCUACUGAUUCUAUUGAUUGGAUUGGCACCUCUUCUUGCACAGAAUAUACUGUUGAAAAUGUAUCAAAACAUUUACACUUGGGAUCUUUCCCCGCAUUUGUACUUCCUUGCUCAAGGACAACCACCACGUGAUCCUCUCACUCAAUUACUGAUCAUCAAUAAAACAGGGGCAAACAUUGAUGACUUUAUACGGUCUGUGGAGCAUCAGAACAUAGCUCUGAAAGUGGAUGCCUUUGGACGUGAAAAUGGUACAGAUGACCCAGCUUACAAUGGCGCCAUCACGGUGUGUGGGAAUGGAAAGAAUUACAGAUUUUCCUUGGCAUGCAAUACCAAGAGGUUGAAUUGCUUCCCUGUUCUGAUAGACGUUCUUAGUAAUGGGCUCCUUGCCAUGGUUGAACCCGCGGCACCUGAGCGUAUCCAAACUGACAGAAGCACAACUGGAGGGUUCAUGCAGUAUGAUCCUUUUGCAUACGCAGCAUAUACCCUGUUCUGGCUGGUCUUGGCAGCGACUUGCCCACCUUACAUCGCCAUGAGCAGCAUUGAUGAUUAUAAGCAGAACAAAGCCUGGUCCCAGCUGCGGAUCUCCGGACUCUUCCCCUCGGCCUACUGGUUUGGGCAGGCGCUCGUGGACGUGCCCCUCUACUUCUUCAUCUUCCUUUUUAUGUUUCUCAUGGACUACAUUUUAAACUACAAGGAAUCUAUGUUUACGAUUAUAAAUUAUAUUUUUCAAAUCCUGUGUGCCAUCAGCUAUACCUUAGCCCUCAUCUUUGUGACGUAUACGAUUGCGUUCAUUUUUCGCAAGGGGAGAAAAAAUAGUGGCAUUUGGUCAUUUUGCUUCUUUGUUGUCACUGUACUCGCUAUAAGUGGAUUUGUGUUUGUUAUCUCUGAAAGUAACCUAAACUUUAUUGUCACCUUUUUAAUACCACCUGCCACACUGCUUAGCUGUCUGCUCUUAUACUUUUAUCUAUUUCUGACUUCUGGUUUUUUUGAAGAGGCAGUGGGUGCAGAGUCCUAUUUCAUAUUCCUCAUUCCUUUGAUUCAUUUUAUCAUUUUUCUUUUCAUUCUUCGAUGUCUGGAAUGGAAGUUUGGAAAUAAAUCAAUGAGAAAGGAUCCUUUCUUUAGAAUUUCUCCAAGAGACGGUGAUGUGUGCCAAAAUCCAGAGCAGCCAGAAGGGGAAGCUGAAGAUGUGCAGAUGGAAAGAGAAAGAACAGCUACCGCCUUGAGUUCCACGAAUCCCGACGAGAAGCCGGUCAUUAUCGCCAGCUGUCUGCGCAAGGAGUACUCAGGGAGGAGGAAAUGCUGCUUGUCCAAGGGGAAGAAUAAAGUAGCCGCCAGAAACGUCUCUUUCUGCGUUAAGAAAGGUGAGGUUUUAGGAUUACUAGGACACAAUGGAGCUGGUAAAAGUACAUCCAUUAAGGUGAUAACGGGAGACACAAAGCCGACAGCUGGACAGGUGCUACUGAAAGGCAGCGGCGGAGGGGACACCCUGGGGUUCCUAGGGUACUGUCCCCAGGAGAACGCACUGUGGCCCAACCUGACGGCCAGGGAGCAUCUGGAAGUGUACGCCGCCGUGAAAGGGCUGAGGAAAGGGGACGCGAAGACCUCCAUCUCACGGUUAGUCAACGCACUCAAGCUGCAGGACCAGCUGAAGGCGCCCACCAGGACCUUAUCAGAAGGAGUGAAGAGAAAGCUGUGCUUUGCCCUGAGCAUCCUGGGGACCCCAUCGGUGGUGCUUCUGGAUGAGCCUUCGACUGGGAUGGACCCCGAGGGGCAGCAGCAAAUGUGGCAGGCGAUCCGGGCCACCUUCAGGAACACAGAGAGGGGCGCCCUCCUGACCACCCACUACAUGGCCGAGGCCGAGGCCGUGUGUGACCGAGUGGCCAUCAUGGUGUCGGGGAGGCUGAGGUGCAUCGGUUCCAUCCAACAGCUGAAGAGCAAAUUCGGCAAAGAUUACCUGCUAGAGAUGAAGGUGAAGACCCCCGCACAGGUGGAGCCCCUCCACACAGAGAUCCUGAGGCUCUUCCCCCAGGCUGCUCGGCAGGAAAGGUUCUCGUCUCUGAUGGUUUAUAAGUUGCCAGUGGAGGACGUGCGACCUUUAGCCCAAGCUUUCCUCAAAUUAGAAAAGGUUAAGCAGAACUUCGACCUGGAGGAGUACAGCCUCUCACAGUCCACCCUGGAGCAGGUUUUCCUGGAACUCUCCAAAGAGCAGGAGCUGGAUGAUUUGGAUGAGGAAAUUGAUCCCUCGGUACAAUGGAAGCUUCUCCCGAAGGAAGAGUGUUAACAGCCCAAAUUCUGUGCUCCUGUUUAAGCCUCUGUUUUUUUUUUUAAAGACAUUUAUUUUUGUAGCAUCAAUUUUAUAUUUUUAGAACUAUGUUAUAAGCACUGCAAUGGUCUUCUUCUGUGGUAGGGACGAGGAUCAAGUGACCUUUAACCAAGCUGACCGCCCAUCACAGCCCCUGUGUCCCUACAGGUCACCCUGGCCCCAUGUCUCUGCACAGUGCUGACUAAAUACGUUGACCCUUGUAAGAUCAUGCGAGUCUCUGAGUAUGACAAGCAAAUUUUGUUUAGAUUUUAUUUUUUAUAAAAACCUUACAGCACUGUUUUUCUAGCCUAGGCUGACAAAUCCAUACAUUUACUUUUCUGUGAGUUUGACACCUUGAAAAGUCGAUGUUUUCAUAAGAAUUUAAAAGUAUCAUACUUUUUGAAAUAGAUUUUACUGUUUUUCUCAUGGCAAAAUAUACUAAAUAUCAUUGAUGAUAAUAUCUGAUAUCAAUAUAUUUGAUAACAUAUCCACUGGUAACACCACAAUACAGUCAUGAUCUGGAAAUUAAAAACUUACUAUUAGAAAUUGUAACAUUUUUAUUUCUGUAAACCAACUGUGUGCUGUUUUGAUUAUACUUUUAAGUCUACACCCUAGAGUCAACUGUAUUGUAAUGGAUCACUAGUGUUUCUUGUCACUCCGUUCCAGAAGGUUGAUGAAUGAAGUAAUAGGUCAAAUGACUAAGUAGGUGGAAAAUGUAAAACAAAUCUCAUAUAUGUGCUUUUCAAACACGCUUUCUAUUUCGUCUAUUUCAUGUGUUUUAUUUCAUAACAUAGUGGCCUCAUAUUUGUAAAUUGCACUGAUGCUUCAUUAACAGGAAUCUUUAAUAUAAACAUAAUUCCUGGACAUUAAGUCUAUCACAACAAGAUUUUCUGCUAUACCAGCAUUUAGACUAAUGUUUUGGAUAUUGGUCUAAUUAUUACCCUUGUCUGUCGAAUAUAACAAUUAAAUACCAAUUCCAGUUACCUAUACCUCUUCGUGAUUCUAACCAUAA
Molecule: messenger RNA, 6267 nt
Organism: Nycticebus coucang (slow loris)
Lineage: Eukaryota; Metazoa; Chordata; Mammalia; Primates; Lorisidae
Product: ABC-type organic anion transporter ABCA8-like
Exons: 40
Coding region: 354-5234 (1626 amino acids)
Biological process (GO): lipid transport; transmembrane transport
Cellular component (GO): intracellular membrane-bounded organelle; mitochondrial inner membrane
Molecular function (GO): ATP hydrolysis activity; ATP binding; ABC-type transporter activity
Source: RefSeq, a predicted model, not a curated record